This is a messenger RNA of Tinamus guttatus (white-throated tinamou), 2654 nucleotides long. It is a transcript of the gene PDXDC1, whose product is annotated as pyridoxal dependent decarboxylase domain containing 1. NCBI's taxonomy places the organism in Eukaryota, Metazoa, Chordata, Aves, Tinamiformes, Tinamidae. Gene Ontology annotation, cellular component: intracellular membrane-bounded organelle. Gene Ontology annotation, molecular function: pyridoxal phosphate binding; carbon-carbon lyase activity. Gene Ontology annotation, biological process: carboxylic acid metabolic process. The record is from RefSeq and is a predicted model, not a curated record.
GCCGGCGAUGGACGCCUCCCUGGAGAAGAUGGUGGAUCCGACUCUAGCAGAGAUGGGAAAGAACCUGAAUGAAGCAAUGAAGAUGCUAGAAGACAAUCAAAGAAAAGAGGAAGAAAAUGAAAAAAGAUAUAUACGUAAGGAUAUUCCAGGACCCCUUCAGGGCAGUGGCCAGGAUAUGGUGAGCAUACUUCAGUUAGUACAGAACCUCAUGCAUGGAGAAGAGGAGGAGGAGUCUUCACAGGCCUACAGACUGCAAAAUGUUGGAGAACAGGGUCACAUGGCUCUACUGGGACAUAGUUUGGCUGCUUAUAUAUCAGUUCUGGACAGAGAACGACUGAGAAAACUGACCACAAGGAUCCUUUCGGAUACUACUCUCUGGCUUUGCAGGCUCUUCAGGUAUGAAAAUGGGUCAGCUUAUUAUCAUGAAGAUGAUCGUGAAGGUCUCUUAAAAAUUUGUCGGCUUGUUAUUCACACACGCUAUGAAGAUUAUACAGUAGAAGGAUUUAAUGUGUUAUACACUAAGCAGCCUGUCAUAUAUAUUAGUUCUGCAGCUAGAAUGGACUUGGGCCAAGCUCUCUGCAAUCAGCUAGGGCUACCCAUUUCUUGCAUGUGCCGGGUGCCUUGUAACACUAUGUUUGGAUCUCAGCAUCAAAUGGAUGUUGCUUUAUUGGACAGAUUGAUUAAAGAUGAUGCUGAAUCUGGAAAACUGCCUUUGUUGCUUGUGGCCAAUGCAGGGACACCAGGAGCAGGGCACACGGAUAAACUUGGGCGACUGAAGGAACUUUGUGAACAGUACAACAUGUGGCUCCAUGUAGAAGGUGUGAAUUUGGCAACUUUGGCUUUGGGUUAUGUCUCCUCUUCUGUACUGGCGGCUACAAAAUGUGACAGCAUGACACUUACCCUGGGCUCCUGGCUGGGGCUCCCAGCUGUACCUGCUGUGACACUCUACAGACAUGAGGAUCCUUCCUUGUCCUUAGCAGCUGGGCUGACAUCAAGUCAGCCUGUAGAGAAGCUUCGUGCCCUGCCGCUGUGGCUCUCCUUGCAGUACUUGGGCCAUGAUGGGAUUGUGCAGAGGAUAAAGCAUGCAUCACAACUAAGCCAAAGGUUGCUGGAAAACUUGAAAAACCUGGAUUUCAUUAAAACUUCGGUUGAAGAUGAACUGAGUUCUCCUGUGGUUGUAUUCAAGUUCUUCCAGGAAUAUGCAAAUAGAGAUCAGACCCCACAUGCUGCACCGACCUCGGCAAUUCAGCAGCCCGUAAUAAGGAACGAGAGACAUGUUUAUGACACUUUCAAUCAGUGGCUAGGAGAGCAGCUGGCGCAGCUGGUUCCUGCCAGUGGGGUCGAUGUGGUGGAACUGGAAGAUGAGGGCACGUGUGUGCGUUUCAGCCCGUUGAUGACUUCUGCAGUUUUAGGAACUGAGAUACAAGAUGUUGAUCAGUUAGUAGACUGCUUAAAAAUGAAGAUAUCGGUACUGACAAGUACACUGCAACUGAGAGAAGAAUUCAAGCAAGAAGUGAAGAGAACAGUAGGCCUGGUGUACGUCGAGGAUCUCAGCUGGCCAGGAUUGGGUGUCGUAAGAUACAGCUAUCACAGUGAUGGGAAGAAUGAUGACAAACAAGAAAAGGAACUAGAAAAAAUUAACACAGAACUUCUGAAAAAACUAAAUGACUUGGAGUCGGAUCUGGCUUUCUCUUCGGGCCCAGAAUUUGGAGGGGAGAAGAAUUGUGUUUAUAUUGGCAUGGUAACUGAGGAUUUGGAUGUGUCUGAGUUGGUUGAAACUAUUGCGGCAACAGGCAGAGAAAUUGAAGAAAAUUCACGACUAUUGGAAAACAUGACUGAAGUUGUUAGAAAAGGGAUACAGGAAGCACAACUUCAGCUGCAGAAAGCCAAUGAAGAACGACUUCUGGAAGAGGGACUGUUGCGACAAAUUCCUGUAGUAAGCUCGGUGCUGAACUGGUUUUCUCCCUUUCAAGCCUCACCGAAGGGAAGAACAUUUAAUUUAACAGCAGGCUCUCUGGAAUCCACCGAGUCCACAUACGUAUCCAAAGCGCAAGGAACGGGCACCACUCCGCCGCCCACGCCGACCUCCACCCUCGCCAAGCAGCGCCUUCCCGGUCAAAAAAUUUUUAAAAGGUCUUUAAGAAGCUCUGAUGCAUUCAGUGAGACCAGCUCAGUCAGCCACUGUGACGACCUGGAGAAGAUGGAGCAGAGACCCCCUGUUCUCUCUCCUGGCCACGAACAAGGGCGGCCAGACACAGGAUGGAAGGAGCAGCAGCAGGCGGCCGCACCGGUGGCAGCUACAGAAAGUGACACCGUUCCAAGCAACAAAUCACCAGGCGCCUGCGUGCAGGCAGAGCCUCAAGGCAGUCAAAGAUAAAACCCACACUCCCGCUUUGAGACUUUGUAAAGAAACCAUAUGCCCUGGUAGGCAGGGUGUUAAUUAUUGAUGCAUUUAAAAUGUGAACAGUGCCACACACUAGUACAGUAACAACUACUGUAACUUAUUAACUGGGAUUUUGCACAAAUAUAGAAUUUAUCCUCCAAUGGGACAGAGACUUGUCUUACUAUCCACUUGUUACAGUUGCUUUAUCCUAUAUAUGUCGUAUCACCAAAGUCAUAGUGAGAUUCAUUAACUGCGUGUAGAGAUUUGUCAA